AUGUUUCACCUUGAACAUUUAUCAAACCGGACUCUGCCGCCUCUGCUGCCGCAGGAGGACGAACAGAUGGCCGGGCCAGGACACCUGCAAGGCAGCCGGCAGCCGCCGCCUCCGCGCAGUUCUCCGGACAGGGGCCACAGUGUCGGAUCAAAUAAGAGAACAGAGCUUCCGAUCUCCGCCUCCCACCCUUGGCCCAGGCACCCGAGCGGGCGACCGCUUUCCAGCCUCGGGUUUUUUCGGGUUUGCCAAGCGCGCAAAUCUCCUGUCCUGCGCACCUCAGCACCCGGGCUUGGAGCUUAUGAAAAUCUGUCAAGGAGCGGUUGGAGACUGCAGGGCGGCGGGCCGGGGCCGCGCGGGCAGGCGCAGUGCAAGCUUCCCGCCGCCCACCAGGCCGCGCGGCCUGCGCGGCGCCCUCGCCCUCGCCCUCGCCCUCGUCCUCGUCCUCGCCCCGCGUCCAGGCGCGCGCUGGGGGAAGGUGGAGGCGCGCGGCAGGGCGUGCGGGGAUGCGGAACCCGAGUAUUGCGUGACGCGCGGCCUCGAGGGCGGGGACCUGGCCUGGCCGGGGAGGGUGGCCUCGGGCGGCCCCACGCGGCGCCCCGUUCCAGCGCCCGCGGCUCGGGCCCCGCAAAACCGCGCCCUUGGCCCCUCCUGGGCCGUGCGAACCCCCAGCGGAUUCUGCACUCUGGCAGUGGGGAGCCGCCGGCUCCCCACCCUGCUCCGGCCUCUCUCGGCCGACCCUCUGACCUCCGACCCUCACGUGCACGCGUCGGGCGGCCAGCAAGCGUUUGGGGGCCAAGCGAGCCCUUGGGUCUCGAGGCAGCCGUGUCCCCGGGGGCGGCGGGUCCGCCGGGCUGGUCCCGGGGCGAGAUGCCCACCAACUGCCCGCUCGGUGGUGGCUUCGGCGAGGCGGUCGAGCGGCCCAGGCCUCAGGAGGCCCGGCCACGUCUCCGGCGAGACCUCGCCUGGCCCCGCCGCCCUCGCCCGCCUUCCGCCCGCCCCAAGCUGGCCCCGAGGGAGCCGGCUCCCCGGGCCGACGGAAAAAUUGGAAAGCCUUCCCCGCCCGGGUGCAGUAAAGCACAGCAGAAGUUUGAUGUCAGUGUCCUGAUCUGAAGAAAAACUUCUGAUGGCUUUGGGGACAACAAGAAGCAGAGACAUGAUACCUGUGAACUCUUUGAGUGUUCUGUCUUCCUUGCCAUUUCUGAAGGCCAUGGGAUACUCUUCAAGGAAACUUCUGGAUGUGGUGCCAUAGAGAGACGUAUGUCCGCAUUUAAAAGGACCUGGCUGGCAAUGCACCUAAGUGUGGCUGUCUAUUGAGUGAGGAGGAGCUGAGAGCCUAAUUCACUUAUGUUUGAAGUAAUUAUUAAGGUAAGAACCUAUUGCUAUUUUGUAAACUGUGUUCUGGUUGUUUUGUAGAUCUGCUGUUUCUUAUUUCUUAUCCUACUGUCUUUUUGUGGUUUUGAUGUCUUUUGGUAUUAGUAUGCUUUGACUUCUUUAUUGUAUUCUUUU
Messenger RNA from Acinonyx jubatus (cheetah), 1506 nucleotides. RefSeq names its product translation initiation factor IF-2-like. Bases 1 to 1110 code for a protein of 369 amino acids. The record is from RefSeq and is a predicted model, not a curated record. The transcript has 7 exons. NCBI's taxonomy places the organism in Eukaryota, Metazoa, Chordata, Mammalia, Carnivora, Felidae.